Molecule: messenger RNA, 2722 nt
Organism: Haplochromis burtoni (Burton's mouthbrooder)
Lineage: Eukaryota; Metazoa; Chordata; Actinopteri; Cichliformes; Cichlidae
Gene: hoxc9a
Product: homeobox C9a
Exons: 2
Coding region: 1334-2122 (262 amino acids)
Biological process (GO): proximal/distal pattern formation; DNA-templated transcription; anterior/posterior pattern specification
Cellular component (GO): nucleus
Molecular function (GO): RNA polymerase II cis-regulatory region sequence-specific DNA binding; DNA-binding transcription factor activity, RNA polymerase II-specific
Source: RefSeq, a predicted model, not a curated record
CACACACACACACACACACUGGAACGUGUGCAGCUUUUAGGAAUUAAUAAUUCAUCAUCUAUAUUAUCUACCUCAUCCACCCUCCGCAAAUGCAUUAUAUUUUCUUCUGUAUGACGCCGGUGGCUACUUUAGUUGCUCCUGUAUCACCGUAUAGUUGAUCCUCUUCUAUUUGCUGUGUCUCUGCAUCUCUAUUUAAGAAUCAAUUCUUGUUUCACUGCCUGCUAACUGACAAGCUACCCAUGUGCAUUGCAGGGCAAAAACAGCAGACUCAUGCCACUGGAUACAACAGUAACAUUACCCCUGUCAUUAAAGCUUUCACAGUUAGCCUUUUAAUGAACCAUUUUACCUCUUCUGCUUCCAAAGUCCGCUCUGCUGUCUUCGGCCCUUCUUGUUUCAUAUGAAUUGUUUCAGAUACUCAUAGUGGUGGUGGUGGUGCCGGUUUAAUGUUGAGCGAGGAACUCGGAUGCAGUCUUAUUAACGACACGUUUAUGAACAAUCAAAUGGUCCUCGUUAAAAUUUAUUGAUGGGCAUAAAAACAUGAACGGUCACUAGCCGAAUAUAGCGCGCCGUAGUGGGCUGCUUGUCAAGAAUCUGAAUCCCCACCUCUCCUAUCUCUGCAGAUCCCAUUUAGGAAAUGUUUGCUGUAUCCUCGUUAAAACAGUGCAAACUUUAUUAGUGGCGUAUGCUACAUCCUCGUAUUUUUGAUUCAGUCUCUCCAGUAUCCAAUCCAGCUAUAUCUAGCCACCGUGGAGGCUUUUCUCCUAAGAAAUAAACCUCAUGCCGCAGGAAACUCUCACACCUCCGCUUUAUCAAACGUGCUUUAAAGCGUGGUUUGAUAAAGAUAUAAGAGUAAACGAUUCGGUAAACACUUUGCUGUAAUACUAUCCCUUGCAACAGCAUGGCGCUACGGUAGAUUUUGCCAGACAAAGAUUGAUUACACCAUCAAAUAGUGCCUUGCUCUUAGACGUAAUGUGCGCAGGUCUGUUGUGCGACUAGAGGUAGAUCCACUACUAGAACUACAAAUGCGUAUUUUCUUCAUGAAAGAACAUAGUUUUUGGAAUUGCCUCUGUGCCUCCGAGAAAAAAUAGUAAAAGAUUAUAUUCUUUAAUCCGAUUUAUGUGUACUGGUAUCCCAAGAUAAGUGGCGCAUUGAUCCACUGUACAAUUUUUGUGGGGGUAAAUAUAAUCACGUGUUGGUGAGGCAGCCAAUAGCAGCCCGGGAAGCGUUGAGAAAUAAUUACCUGCCUUGAUUGUUCUAUGGCUAGAUAAAAAAAAGUACACAUACACUCCAUAUAAUAAUCGGAUGCAUGUAAAAGAGUCGGUGAAGCUUCGACAUGUCGACCACGGGUCCCAUAAGUAAUUAUUAUGUGGACUCCUUGAUCAGCCAUGAAAACGACGAUGUCCUUACUGCAACUCGUUUUUCGGCGCCCGGUUCGCACCCAGCCGGUCCUCGUCCGACGUCGCUAGUACCGGAGUGUGCUGACUAUCCUUCCUGCAGCUUCGCACCCAAGCCACCCGUCUUCUCCACCUCCUGGGCCCCUGUACACUCCCAGUCAUCAGUGGUUUACCAUCCAUACAGUCACCAACCUCACUUAGGCACAGACUCGAGAUAUGUGCGGUCAUGGCUGGAGCCGAUAUCAGGCGCCGUGCCUUUCCAUGGCUAUCCGGGGAACAACAGGCACUACGGGCUGAAGCCCGAUGCAUUUCAAGAACACAGAGCCGGCGAGUGUCUCGGCUCCAGCGGACGGACCUACACGGAUUAUCUGUACUGCUCAUCCACUGACACGCGAGACAAGACGCAGCAGAAUCUCCCCUCUCCUGAGUCGGAGCUCAUGGCUUCAGGAAAACAUAAAGAUGAGAAACCGGAGCUAGAUCCGAAUAACCCUGUGGCAAAUUGGAUACACGCCCGCUCCACAAGGAAGAAGCGAUGUCCUUACACAAAGUACCAGACUCUCGAACUGGAAAAGGAGUUUCUGUUCAAUAUGUACCUUACAAGAGACCGCCGAUACGAGGUCGCCAGAGUGCUGAAUCUGACUGAGAGGCAGGUCAAAAUCUGGUUUCAGAACCGGAGAAUGAAGAUGAAGAAGAUGAACAAAGAAAAGACCGACAGCAAAGACCAAUAAUGUGGACUACAGUGACACAACAACCAACAAUAACCACUAGUCUAAUGGACAGCACAGAUGUACCAAAACACACGACAAGCGCCCCUCUCCUCCUUAUAUUUAUCACUUUUGUUGGAUUUUUUUGUAUUAACCUUAACUUCCAGACUGUUUGAUGCCGAAUAUUAUUUUUUAGUGUACAUUUAUGUGUCGAGCGUUUAAGUAGGAAAAAAAGAACGAAAAAAGAAAACGGAAAACUUCUAAGGAGAGAAUUACACUUUGCUUUCACUUCGAGAUAUGUGGUUUUGUAAAAGAAAUUAAAGAAGCGCAGUUUGGAUACGCUUAAACUGUCCGGAGAAAGAGAAUACUUGAAUUCCUUUGAAUUUCACAAAAACCAUAAUUUAUGCUGUGAAUGUUUUCUUUCAUGUUUAUUUUCUUUGUACGCUGUUGUGCAGGUGUAGUAUUUUGUACAGCAACAUCUGCGGUCGACAUGUCUGUCUUGUAUUUUUGUGAUAGUUGUAGCUGUAUUUGUGCACAUUUUCUUUCUCCUUUUUUUGAAUGUAGCCUACGAGUUUAAUUAUAGAGUGUAGAUAUAGACCUCUGCAAAUAUAACCAUAAUCCCAA